Molecule: messenger RNA, 5992 nt
Organism: Hyaena hyaena (striped hyena)
Lineage: Eukaryota; Metazoa; Chordata; Mammalia; Carnivora; Hyaenidae
Gene: GPCPD1
Product: glycerophosphocholine phosphodiesterase 1
Exons: 21
Coding region: 649-2745 (698 amino acids)
Biological process (GO): glycerophospholipid catabolic process
Molecular function (GO): starch binding; glycerophosphocholine phosphodiesterase activity
Source: RefSeq, a predicted model, not a curated record
CUGGGAAGAGGUUCCAAGAAUAGACAUCUUUGCUGUCCAUACGAUUUUGGGAGAGCUGCACCUUCUCGCCAAAGCUGUACUUUCCCAGAGCCCUUCAGAUCGCCUUGAUGACUUGUGCGGGAAACCCACUGCCCGGUUAUAAAGUGAAUCAUGCACGGAUUCCGUCCUGAAUUGUAGAGAAUUCUUUCAUUUUGAGGCAGCUGGGUAGUCUGAUGCGGCGCCAGUGUAGAAAAAGGUCCAAUCGAGCAGGAUGUUUGGACCUGAGGAUGUUUUCUUCAUACUGCCCUGUGGCUCUCCCUGUUUGUCCCCAGCAGCUCCCCGCUCCUCUGCCCCUUCAUGUCCCUCCAUGUUGCUACAUUUGACAGUUGUGACUUAGCUGAGAAGUAGAUACAAGUUCUCAGUCCUUCUGUCAACUCCUGAUGUACCGGAUACGAAUAACUCAGGGUGAAGCCAAUAGACCAAACUACACCUGGCCUCAUCUGUUCUGGACUUAAGACCCUAGGAGACCCAGAAUUCUAGACAAAGUAAGAUUUAGGAGAGCUGUGUUCAGAAGAAUAAUGACCACAGAAGAAAUCUCACAGUGGCAGAGUGGACCAAAUUUGAUACGUAGAAAAAGUAGCACAACAUUUUAAAAUAAAUCCAUUCAGAAUGACACCUCCUCAGGUUACCUUUGAAAUAAGAGGAACUCUUUUACCAGGAGAAGUUUUUGCCAUAUGUGGAAGCUGUGAUGCUUUGGGAAACUGGAGUCCUCAAAAUGCUGUGGCUCUUCUUCCCGAAAAUGAGACAGGUGAAAGCAUGUUAUGGAAAGCAACCAUUGUACUCACUAGAGGAGUAUCAGUUCAGUACCGCUACUUCAGAGGGUGCUUUUUAGAACCAAAGACUAUCGGUGGUCCAUGCCAAGUCAUAGUUCACAAGUGGGAGACUCAUCUACAACCACGAUCAAUAACCCCUUUAGAAAGUGAAAUUAUUAUUGACGAUGGACAGUUUGGAAUCCACAAUGGUGUUGAAACUCUGGAUUCUGGAUGGCUGACAUGUCAGACUGAAAUAAGAUUACGUUUGCAUUAUUCUGAAAAGCCUCCUGUCUCAAUAACAAAGAAAAAAUUAAAGAAAUCUAGAUUUAGGGUAAAGUUGACACUAGAGGGCUUGGAAGAAGAUGACGAUGAUAGGGUGUCUCCUACCAUUCUUCACAAAAUGUCCAACAGCCUGGAGAUAUCCUUAAUAAGCGACCAUGAAUUCAAGUGCAGGCAUUCACAGCCAGAGUGUGGGUAUGGCUUACAGCCUGAUCGUUGGACAGAGUACAGCAUACAGACAAUGGAACCAGAUAACCUGGAGCUAAUAUUUGAUUUUUUUGAGGAAGAUCUCAGUGAACACGUAGUUCAGGGUGAUGCCCUUCCUGGACACGUGGGGACAGCAUGUCUCUUGUCAUCCACCAUUGCCGAGAGUGGGAAGAGCGCUGGAAUUCUCACUCUUCCCAUCAUGAGCAGAAACUCCAGAAAAACAAUAGGCAAAGUGAGAGUUGACUAUAUAAUUAUUAAGCCAUUACCAGGAUACAGUUGUGACAUGAAAUCCUCAUUUUCCAAGUAUUGGAAGCCAAGAACACCAUUGGAUGUUGGACAUCGUGGUGCGGGGAAUUCUACAACAACUGCUCAGCUUGCUAAAGUUCAAGAAAAUACUAUUGCUUCUUUAAGAAAUGCUGCUAGUCAUGGUGCAGCCUUUGUAGAAUUUGAUGUACAGCUUUCGAAAGAUUUUGUGCCUGUGGUGUAUCAUGAUCUCACCUGUUGUUUGACCAUGAAAAAGAAAUUUGAUGCUGAUCCAGUUGAAUUAUUUGAAAUUCCAGUAAAGGAAUUAACAUUUGACCAACUCCAGUUGUUAAAGCUCGCUCAUGUGACUGCACUAAAAUCUAAAGAUCUGAAAGAAUCUGUGGUUGAGGAAGAAAAUUCUUUUUCUGAAAAUCAGCCAUUUCCUUCUCUUAAGAUGGUUUUAGAGUCUUUGCCAGAAGAUGUAGGGUUUAACAUAGAAAUAAAAUGGAUCUGCCAUCAAAGGGAUGGAAUGUGGGAUGGUAACUUAUCAACGUACUUCGACAUGAAUCUGUUUUUGGACAUAAUUUUAAAAACUGUCUUAGAAAAUGCUGGGAAGAGGAGAAUAGUGUUUUCUUCAUUUGAUGCAGAUAUUUGCACAAUGGUUCGGCAAAAGCAGAACAAAUACCCCAUAUUAUUUUUGACUCAAGGAAAAUCAGAUAUUUACCCUGAACUCAUGGACCUCAGAUCUCGGACAACCCCCAUUGCAAUGAGCUUUGCACAAUUUGAAAACCUACUGGGGAUAAAUGUACAUACUGAAGACCUGCUCAGAAACCCAUCCUAUAUUCAAGAGGCAAAAGCUAAGGGACUAGUCAUAUUCUGCUGGGGUGAUGAUACCAACGAUCCUGAAAACAGAAAGAAAUUGAAGGAGUUUGGAGUUAAUGGUCUAAUUUAUGAUAGGGCCUUACUUGGUUGGAGCCAAAUUGUGACGUGUAAUGGAGAACGGAAUAUACUUUGUGAUAAAAAGCUGCAAAGAAAGAUAUAUGAUUGGAUGCCUGAACAGCCAAAUAUAUUCCAAGUGGAGCAGUUGGAACGCCUGAAGCAAGAAUUGCCAGAGCUUAAGAGCUGUUUGUGUCCCACAGUUAGCCGCUUUGUCCCCUCAUCUUUGUGUGGGGAGCCUGAUAUCCAUGUGGAUGCCAACGGCAUUGAUAACGUGGAGAGCGCUUAGUUUUUACUGGGCAAAGGCUCUUUGGGGGUGCGCACCACUGUUGUGGGGAUUCACCUUUCAUCACCGAGCAUUGUUUAUCUCUGCCUUCUAGGUUUCUCAGUCCAAUGAAGCAAUAAUGAAGUAUUUUACUAUUUCACUACAAUUCUUGCUAGAAUUUCAAGUAUGCUAUUUAAAUCAUUUGGCCAGGUAUAAUUACCAGUCAGUCUCUUUACAGUGAGAAAAUUUAUUGGUUGGCAAACAUUUUAAACUAAAUAUGUAAAUAUGUAAUGUUAAACAAAUGUCCAUUAAAGGCAUAGUGCUUGGAAAUUAACUAUAUAAAUAUAUUUACAGUUCUUACAGCUUUCAUUUGAUCAGGUCUGAAAUAUUUAGCACUUGAGGAACAUGACUAUGCAUAAUUAUACCUGACCAUGGAAAAAAUAAGUACCUCAAAUGCAUGCAUUUGCACUGGUGAUUCCAACUGCACAAAUCUUUGUGCCAUCUAUGUAUAUAUGUAUUUUUUACAUGGAUUGACAUGCACACACACCAUUUGCAUUCAGUAUGAACCUUGAGGCUGCUGCCAUUCUCCCACUUAACCAAACCAAUGCCUGUGUAAACAGCCUGGAGGUGAUCCUUGAAAACUUGUUUCAUAAGUCUUUCAAAAGUUGUUUUGCAUAAAUGUUAAAGUUUCAUAAUGUUGCAGGGUAAUUUAAUGCAUAAAAUAUUAGAAGUAUGUACUGCAUACUUAAUAGAGUAGAUCAUAAUGUAUAAAUUCUAUUCCAUGCAUGCUUUAGGUUUUAAGCAUGAGAUUGUAUACGUUUACUGUAAGUCCUUGCAUCUGUGGUGCUAGGUGAGUGUGAGAAGGUGUCAAGGACUGAAAAUAUUUUGUUGCCUAAAAAAAAAAAAACCUGCUUGUAGGCAUUUUAAAUAUGCUUAUUUUCAGUGUCUCUCACUACCUAUUACACACCGUUGCUCUGUGGGUUUGUUGUGUGUGUGUGUGUGUGUGUGUGUGUGUGUGUGUGUGUGUGUGUUGUACGGUAGUUAAAUCUCCAUGCAGAAAAAUAAAUGUCCUGAAUUCUCACGGUGGUAUUUUUCAUUGGUUAAUGUAUAUCAGGCAUGUAAUUUAUUUAGGAAUGUAGAAGAUCCUUCUAAAUGUAUAUGAGUGUUUUUAGGAUUAUACGAAGAUUUCUUUCCAUAGAAGCUGAUUGUUUUGGCAUAACUGUAACUUAAGAAUGAAUGUUAAAUAAAAUAUACAGAUUUAUUUUCUUCCUUUGAAAACAGAAUUUCAAGAAGGUAUUACUUUUAUAGCAUUGAUUCUCUAAUACUGUUAUGAGACAUUGGAAUUUAGAAAUUGGAAUCCUGCCCUAAAGUAACGCUCUAUUUGCCUCUACCUUUUACUGCAUGUUCUUCACUUCGGCAAUUUAGUCAUGCAUUGACACAUUUUAAGUACUAGCUGAGAACCUAAGACUUGGAAUUACUUGGUGUGUCGUCUUAUUUUUUAAGCCAAACAGUGCAGUUUUGGUUCAGUCUUAAUCAUGUGAAGAUAGGCUUUGAAAUCCUAUAUUUGGUGGUGUGCUGUUAACACUGGUAUUUAAUGGAAAAGAGUUUAGGAAAUGCAGUCUUCUGCAAGUGUUCUAUAUACUUUUCCCAAGCUGAAUGAGAUUUUCCAACACUUUGGUGUGAAUUAGGCAGUUUUAGAGAACUCCUGAAAAAGAAUUCAUUUUACCUGCACACCUGUGUAUAGUACCAUUACCUUAUGGUAACCUGAUUAGCCAUAGGUGUGUGUUUUUGGUCCUGUUCGCUUGCUCUCCUCGCCUCGGCCUUUCCAGUUCCGUGGUAGUGCAGCCCCGUGUUGAAGACUCACAGAUCAUAAAGGGAAAGGAGAGGUGAAGGAGGUGGGGGGGGGAGGGGGUAGUUUCCUGAGCAGUGUGAUUUACAAAGCGCUUACAAGGACUGCUUACGACACGGAAAGAAUCUUGCUGCUCACUUUCUUUCCAUCCCUUCCUGAUCUUACAAACCAGGGUUAGUAGAAAAUUAAAGCCUAGCAAGCAGUAGCUCCCCCAUUUUUACAGGACUAAGUCUAGGCUUCCAUACCGCUAGCCGUUGCCCUGUACAGGGCUCUGACCACACUGUACCCUCGUACCCCUGACCACGCCAUGCUCCUACACUAUUGCCUGUAUGUAGCCAUGCGCCCUGUGCCUGGAAACACUCUCCUCCCCACAAACACUUGCACCCUGCCAAACUCCUUUCUCUUUGAGCUAUCAGCCUCUUCUCGGAGUCCUUGCUGAAACUUGCUCAGGAGGGAUGAGUCCAUCUUUUACUCCAUAGCCAUGUUCAUACCUGGAUCUAGGUAGGCAUGGUUGGUUGUCUCCCCUACUAGGCUGUGGACUCUUCAUGGGUGGAGACCUUGUCUUUUUUAUUUCCACAGUGCAUGGAGCAUAGUAGAAAAAUGUUGGAGUUAUCAGGAUAAUAUAAUUUGUAUCAAAUGUCCUAUUGAAUGAAAAGAAUUAUGUUUACUAAGAAUGUAAACUUUGGUUUACAUUUUGACAGUGGGAACAGUUUGUUGAUGUCAAUUUUAAAUGUAGAGGUAUAAUGUGAAAAUCGUUUUAUAUUUUCUGGAAAUUGAGUGCAAUGUUUGAUAAAAUGCCGCCAUUGUUCUCUGGUGUUUUCUACUCUCUGGAACUCUGUACUGUAACUGACUGGAUGUAAAUGUGAGGAAUACAGUUCAUUCCUGUGUUGGUAGUGCCUCAGGGCUACCAUAGCCGCUCAUUACCUCACUGCCAUUGUUCCUUGUGUCUCCUCCCCUCCCGGCCCGCCCACCCCCCACUCCUUAGACCUACCUCAGUACCGCUUUCCUUCUCCGAAAUGCCUUCUCUGUCUUUCUUCAGUGUCCAGCUCAGGUACUGCCUCCUCCAUAAAACUUUGCUCAGCUUUUGAUUGAAUCAUGAUGCAAACAAAUGCGUGUAGCCUCUAGAUCUCACUGCUUCGUUUUGUCGCUGGGCUAAUAAACCCAGAGAAGUUAACUGACUUUUGCCAGGUUGGGACUAGAACUGGGUUUUGUGAUCCCUGAUCCCGUGUUCUUGAACUACGCUGCCUUCUGAAUUCUUGUAGCAUUUGUCAGCAUGUGCUUUCUUACAGUCCCUCUAUGUGCCUGUUUUAUUUCCUUAAGAUUGUAAGCCCCUUAAGGGCAGGGACUUCUUUGCAUUUCUAGCACUACCAUAGUGUUCUAUACUUAGUCAUGAACUAGACAAAUAAAUGGCGGUGGCAACGA